This is a messenger RNA of Dicentrarchus labrax (European seabass), 8844 nucleotides long. It is a transcript of the gene dlgap2a, whose product is annotated as discs, large (Drosophila) homolog-associated protein 2a. Gene Ontology annotation, molecular function: molecular adaptor activity. Gene Ontology annotation, biological process: signaling. Lineage: Eukaryota; Metazoa; Chordata; Actinopteri; Moronidae. Bases 140 to 3568 code for a protein of 1142 amino acids. The record is from RefSeq and is a predicted model, not a curated record. Gene Ontology annotation, cellular component: postsynaptic specialization; glutamatergic synapse. The transcript is spliced from 17 exons.
GGAAGCGAGAUGUGAAUACUAAGCAGGCACCUCAUGGCUCAGCAUCAGCACCGGGUUGAGUUAGGAUUUGCGCACCCUCCAAACUUGGCUUGGGACCUCAGCAUGUGAACGGGUUUUGCAGGAGGAGGAUCCACCUAGAAUGUCAGCUCUGAAGAAGGUGUUGCCAGGCAUACUGCAGAAGCAUUGCUGUAUCUUACCAGACAGAAACACAGGUGUGAAGAGGUUGCUGAUGAAAUUGAAGAGCAGGGAGAUAUACUCAGAAUCACAGUGCACACUGUGUGGUGAACCAGAAGCGUCAUCAGCUCACAGUUUUAACGAAGAUGGCAAACAAGACCAGCAGUAUUCAUGGUCGCCCUCGCAGUACUUCGAUGAGGACAGCUACUCCCCUCCACCCAGGAACAUGAAGGGUCUCUCUGGCGGCCGCCCUGCCCAGCUCCAGCUCACCUCUCCCACCUCAGCCCACACCUGCGGCCUGGCUGACUGCGACCAUUCCCUGGACCAUCACCUCCACCAUGGCAACUCACGGCCCCCCUCCUACCUCCUCAGUCCCACUGAGAGCUGCCCCCUUGAGAGUCACCAUCGCUGCUCCCCUCGGAGCUCCAUCCACUCUGAGUGCAUGGUGAUGCCAGUGUCCAUGUCAACCACCGACCACUCCAUCUCUAGUAGCACUUUCCCCCGCAUGCACUAUGGCAGCGCUUCGCGGGACAGCGGUGGCAACACUUCUGGCGGCAGGGAAUCUCGAGAUGACGGUGGAUCAUCCUCACAUGGUGGCAGCGGCAAAAUGAACCGAAUCCCAGCAAACCUCCUGGACCAAUUUGAGAAGCAGAUGCCGUUACACCGGGAUGGCUUCCACACACUGCAGUACCAACGCACCUCCACCACAACCACAACCACAGAGCAGCGCAAUGAAAGCCCUGGGCGAAUACGCCACUUAGUCCACUCGGUACAGAAGCUCUUCACAAAGUCACACUCUCUAGAAGGGUCCUCCAAGAUGAACGGUACCAAAAGCGACUCCCACCGGGACAACUCACACCACCACCAUCACCACCACCAAGGCCACCACAAACACAGCAAACGCAGCAAAAGCAAAGAACGUAAAUCUGAAGGCAGUGGCAAGCAGCGCUCGGGAGGUUGGUGGAGUUCUGAUGACAACCUGGAUAGCGACAGCACGUACAGAACACCCAGCGUCAUGUCACGGCAUCCAGUGGACCACAUCAGCCACUGCUACCCUGACUCAAUGCAUGGCCACCUGUCUGGAGACCUGUCGCUAAAGACCUCCAAGAGUAACAACGAUGUCAAGUGCUCAGCCUGUGAGAGCAUAAGCAUGGCACCAGAGGGAAAGUUCAUGAAGAGGAGUUCCUGGUCAACACUAACAGUCAGCCAAGCCAAGGAGGCCUACAGGAAGUCCUCACUCAACCUGGAGAAGCCCAUGACGCCCACCGAUCUCAAGCCCAACAUCAGGCCCUGUCACUAUCUACAGGUGCCUCAGGAUGACUGGGGGGGUUACCCUGGUGAUGGGAAGGAUGAUGAGAUCCCUUGUCGUCGGAUGCGAAGCAGCAGCUACGUUAAAGCCAUGGGGGACGAGGAGAGUGGAGAAUCGGACUCCAGCCCCAAGACAUCGCCUCAGAAGUCUGUGCGGCCUGACGCCCUGGUUAAGGCCAUAAUCAGACCCAGAGACCUGCUGGACUCCCAGAGCUCUUACCGCCUGGAUAAAAUCAACAGUGACAUGCGUAACUACAUCACCAAUUUUGCUGCAGACUUAAGUCAGAGCUACCACUUGCAAGCCACCAGGGACAUGCACCCAAGCAUUGCCCUGGAUCCCUCUGCCAACUACAACUCUCCCAAGUUUCGCUCCAGGAACCAGAGCUAUAUGCGGGCCGUCAGCACCCUCAGUCAGGCUAGCUGUGUUAGCCAAGUGAGCCAGGUGAGUGAAACAGAAAUAAAUGGCCAGUUUGAAUCAGUGUGCGAGUCAGUAUUCAGUGAGGUGGAAUCUCAGGCCAUGGAGGCCUUGGACCUGCCUGGCUGCUUCAGAACCCGAAGUCACAGCUACCUGCGAGCCAUCCAGGCUGGGUACUCUCAAGAUGAUGACUGCAUUCCCCCGAUGGCCUCCACUGUCACCUCCACCAUCAGGUCUACCACAGGGAUCCAGUUCUGCCUCCCCUCCACCUGCAGCAUUGAUCGGACUCCCCAGCAAACCCCAGCCAUCACCUACACACCCAAUUACAAGAAGACCCCUCCUCCGGUCCCGCCCCGUACCACCUCCAAACCCCUCAUCUCCAUCACGGCCCAGAGCAGCACCGAAUCCACCCAGGACGCCUACCACGAGGGAAGGCACCCUCAUGGUGGAAUGUGGGCCCCUGACGGCCUCAGCCUGGGGCUGGGCCCAAGCAGGGCCCUCUAUAACUCCACUGACAGCCUGGACAGCACCAAGGCUGUGACCAUAGCCAUGGAGGCGGCUGGGGUCAUGGCUGGAAAAAGACACCCGUCCACAGACAGCCACAGCUCGGUGCUCACCUGCGAUAAGGCCAUCCUGGUGUCCAAGGCUGAGGAGUAUUUGAAGACACCUCGAUCCUCUAUAGGGAUACAGGUGGAAGCAGCCACGGACUCUGAAUCUGAAAGCAAAGGCUUGCGGGAGUACCACUCUGUUGGGAUCCAGGUGGAGGACAACAAGAAAGGACAGGGCAGGUUUAAACGCUCAAACAGUGUGACUGCAGCUGUGCAGGCUGACAUGGAGUUGGAGGGCUUCCCCAUCAUGGAGGACAAGGGCCUGCAGUUCGGCGGGGGGUUCCAGCGUCACUCAGAGCCCAGCACGCCCACCCAGUAUGGAGCAGUGCGAACCGUACGUACCCAGGGGCUCUUCAGCUACCGUGAGGAUUACCGUACCCCUGCUGAACCCCCUAGCCCCAGGGAGACCACCAGCGAGAACACUUGGCAGCUGGAACCCCCUUCCCCACGGGAGAAUGCGGCCUCGUCAGGCGAGUCGGGCAGGGCAUCCCCCUCCCUGAGGAGGGACGGGAGCUGGUUCAUGCAACUGCUCCACACGGAGACCAAGAGGAUUGAGGGCUGGUGUAAGGAGAUGGAGGCAGAAGCUGAAGAGAAUGACCUGUCAGAGGAAAUCCUAGGUAAAAUCCGGAGUGCAGUGGGAAGUGCUCAGCUGCUCAUGUCUCAGAAAUUCCAGCAAUUCUACUGGCUGUGUCAGCAAAACCUGGACCCCAGUGCCAUGCCGCGGCCCACCUCUCAGGACCUGGCUGGGUUCUGGGACCUACUGCAGCUAUCUAUCGACGACGUCACCGUGAAGUUUGACCAGCUGCAGCAGAUCAAGAACAACAACUGGAGGACCAUAGACAGCCCAGAGAAGAAGCCACCAGCUCCCGUACCAAAGAAGACAGUUCGACAGAAGAGUGUGAUAACGAGGGAGAAAUCCCUGGACCUCCCUGACAGACACCGGCAGGAGGCCCGUCGGCGGCUCAUGGCCGCCAAGCGGGCAGCUUCCUUCCGGCAGAACUCAGCCUCGGAGCGAGCAGACAGCAUUGAGAUCUAUAUUCCUGAGGCUCAGACUAGACUUUGAGAAAAUAGGGUCCGGGGCCGACACGUCUCCGUGCUCCCACAUUCAAACAACUUUAAAACUAGCCUUUUUUCUAGACUGCUACUCUCUCUACUCUUCCUUUAUCCAUCUGUUGUCUGAUCUCAAUAGCCAUCCUCAGUGCCCAUCGCCAACACCAUUGGUCUGUAGGAUGUGCCAAGCCUCUUCUCCCAUUGCCAGAAUAAGUGUUAGCAGAAAUGUAUGUCUGACAUGGGUCAGUUGGGUUUCUCCUUGGUUUGCUGGUGAUCAUGAUACCCAGCCUACAAGCUCUCUCAUCCAAUGUCCUGGAUGGGUACGUCUGUAGUUUUUCAGCAUUUGCAAAGUGCCAUUUAAAAAGUGCAGCUUUGAAAACCUACCAGCAACCAGGCCUCUGAGCUAAAAAGAGUAAAUGAGAGAAAAAUUAUAUUUAUUUCAAGUUGUUCAAAUAUGGUCAAAGUUAGUAACCCUUCAGUAUUUUUCAAUAAUUUAAGGUGACAUUAUGAUUAUGCUUUUUGUUUCUCUGGUCUUUUUUGGAGUAAAUGUUAAUUACAAGCUAAAUAUCACAAAUUGUUGUAAGUUUAAAACUUUUAAAAGUGCCAAUGCUUGAAAUACCUCAACUAUGUGCAUGUGGCACUGAUCACCCAUUCAAGGUUAUUCAGGCAGCCCUUAUAAGCUCUGGACUGGUCAGUGUUGAAAAAUGCAGCUUUCUACCCAAUCUGGUUGUAGUCAAACAUUUUUCUUGGUCUGGAUUGGUGGAAGAAUGACAUCUGUCAGCUCAUUAACAUGCACAUUUCAAACAACUUCCCUAUAUAUCUCAUGUUCCUGUUGCCAACUUUCAAAUAUUGACAUUUACUUGAAGCUGAAAACAUGCAAGUCUUGUGCCAACAUUUUCAUUAUGUCAAUGCAGUAGAAAAAACUUCAAGGUUUGUGUAACUCCUUAGAUCAAAAUGUGUAGACAAAUGCACUUAUGCACUUAUUACAAUUCUCUCUAUUUCCAAGGGAAAUGUACAUACCCAAGUUCACAAUAGUACUGUUGUAUUUUUGAAUUGUGAGCGGGAAGAAUAUUCAUCGUGUAUAUCUUUUUUCCCUCAUGUCUUGCUUGCCUGCCCUCUCUAUUGCUAUUGGCAAAUCUAGGUUUGUUGCAUCCAUACAGUGGUUGAUCACACAUGCAAAAUCACACUGCUGUGUUUUCAUCUAAUAUACUUCUCUCAGGCCCUAGCGCCCUCAGCCACAGUUAAUGAGGAGUGAUAGAAAAACUGCCAAAACAAAAACAAAAUAUCUGCAUACUAGUUUCUUUAGUCCAAGAAAUAGCUUGUAAUCUUCAUAUUUCUUGAAAAGUUAUGCGUUGCUGGAAGCAGUAUCAUAACUACAUUCACUCCCUCUAGGAAAGGCUGGGAAAUAAUGAAACAAAAUUGGGGCAUAGGCAAUCCAGGGGGAUGCAAGCAGCAAAUCCCAAAUAACUAAAACUUUCUUGCUGAAAGGAAAUACAUGAGGAAUAGGGUAUUAACUGUCUGUGGCUAUGCAGACCACUUUGUGAUAUUUUGUCAAAAUAUGAUGUAGUUAGCUCAAUAUUAUCAUUUGCCUUUGAUUCCCAUCACAGUGUUCAGAUGUACCAAUUGCACCAGCUCUUCGUAACUUCAAACUUAGCCUACUAAUAACUAGAGAUCAAUAAAUUAAAAUUGGUUGACCACACAAACUAUUUCUGUGCUGUAGUUGUUGUAAAAUACGAACACACACUAACUGCCAGGUGUAUCUGCAACCUAGUUAACUCAACCAACUGACACAACUAAAGUUAGCUUGCUAAUUUAUGACCUGUUUAGAUUGAGGAGUGAUAGAGUUAAUAUUGUAUAUAUCACCUGACACUUGAUCAAAAUAUCUUCUUAUAGCAAUGUGUAUUGUACUGAUUUUAAAUUCCAUUUCAUGAACACAUCUCAAAUUACAUAACGGUAUACUAAUGACACACAGGCUGAAUGACUAAAUGUGUAAGUAAGUUAGUUAGUUAGUUAGUUACCAUUGUGAACUGCAUGAAUACUGCUAACUCUCACAUAUUUGUAAUUUAAAUUGCCUAAUGCUUACUAGCUAAGUCAUUUUUUAAAAAGUUUUUUGUGUAACCUGAUUUAGUAAAUAUCUAGUUUAGGACUUUACAUUAAAACUGGAUUUACGAAUAGCUGGUGCAGCCCAAUCAUGGUACUGAAUGUUACGUGAAACUAAAAAACUUAAAGUUAUGGAUGCUUUGACACAAGUCUCCAUUGGUCAUAGAAUUUACUUCCAGGUGGUUGUAAUUAAAUUGCUCAUGAAGAUAAACUCAUCUUGAGCAAAAGACAAAAUUCUGCUGCUCUUUGUUGUCAGACUUCAGUGCCAGUAUCUUGAACAUCAGUCCUCAUUGUGUUGCCAAUGUUAUAUUCAAAUCACUGACCUAAAGACUGAAGUCUAUUGGUAAAAUCUUUGGAUAAUCAACCAACUAAAUGGUGCUGCUUUUUAUUUAACAAAUACAGUACUAGACAAACAAUCAAUGCAACACAGUGUGCUGUCAGCUGAUUGAUACAUCACUUAAAAAUCUAUUUUUAUGACUUGAAAUUUUUGGUUAAGUGAUUGUGCCAGUGUUUGUUAUGGGUAGGUCCAGGGAGAUUUGUCAUAUAGCAGUAACAACAAAGUACAUUUCUCUGGAAUUGAAUAUUUUGUGUAUGUGUGUUUUGUGUGUGCAUCUUGUUUUUGUAGCACAGUGCUGACAUAUUCAGAAAAGAGAGGGUGAAUCUGGGGUCAGUGUGACUUGAUUUCCCUAUUACUACCCAACUGUGGCCUGACCUGCAUCUCUCUUUCACACACAGAUACACACACACAUGUUGUCCCUAUGUCAUCAGCACUUUAUUGGAACAUAUUUUAGAUAUCACAGCAUAGCAUAUAAUUUGCUGUUGUAUUUUUGAUCAAAUACAAUACAAAGCAAAGAGCUUAGACAUUACAUUUCAGAAAGCUAAGAAGUAUAUUCAGUCUGACAAAUAACCAAAGUCAGUUCAAACAUGCAGUGCCAUACUUAAAUUACAGAUCGGGCUUUUAAUAGCCCCCAGCCAAGUGUUAGAUUACACAUUUCUUUAAAAUCAUCCAUCUAUAAUUCUGCAUUUUUUUCAUUGCAGAGGCAGAGACCUUUAAGAGUAUGACAGUGGGUUUCUGGAAAGCGUCUGGGCGUGUGAUGCCAGGCAGUUGGCAGAGCAGAGACGUUCCCCUGCUGUUGCCACAGUGGCAGGCAGACGGGAGAGAGACAGACUCGGCCUGACAUAUGCUGGCUUAGAGGAGACGAGAGCUCCGCACUGAACCCCAAACUGCUGGUGUUGUAUGCUGUUGUGUAGCUGGAAGGCUGUUCUGUGAGAAUCGCUAGGCGCUGUGCUGGGUAUUUUUUAGCCUGCCUUUGACUAAGCAAAGCAGCUUAUGUAAGAUUUUGGGUCCUUGGUGAGAUCAAGCAAACAGCCUCCAAGGCCCUUCAAAGCUUGUGUUGAUAAAUGUAUUGCUGAAUAGUGGCCUAUACUGUAGAACUUAAGCAUCAGCACUACAUAUAUUUCUAUCAGUCUGUGCUGGGCUAGUUUCAUUGAAACAACAGAGGAGUUUCUCCCUUAUGCAAAUUGAUCAGGGCUGUGGAAAAAAAGUGUAUCCUAUAUAUUACCUUGGUACAGUUUUAAGACUCAUCUUUUGCUUCUCCAAGAGGCAUGAUUUGCAUAAUUGCAAUGAGACCGUUUUCUGAGUUAAACCAUGAACGGAUAAUUUUAAAUAGAAAUAUGGAAUCAGUUACAGAAGUCACGUGGGAGCAGAAAAUGUUGAAAAGGAUUUGUGCAAUAGAGACAUAGACUUUAGUAAAUUUAUAGCUACAGUCAGAGGUAAGAAAUGGGCUUCAAAGGUUGCAGAAAUCAUACAUUUCAUUUGAGAACUAGAACUGAAAAAUAUCUUGAUUCUCCUAUAAGAGUCUCUCAGAGCCAUUUUCUAAACUAUGAAUAAAAUAUCUUAUAUAUAAAAGCUGGGUCGAGUUUGUCGCCCAGUAAGAAUCAUUUUACGUCUAUGAAAAAUAGUUGGGUUUUUUUGCCUUUUCACACAUUUGUUGUCCAUUAAGGUUUAAACAGGCUCAUAGAUCAACAGCUGUGAGGGCCUCCUUACACAGUGUUCUUGUUGAAACUUAUUUAAGUGAGUGUUUUAUGUUGGAUUGCUUUGGCUGACGUACACUUGUGUGGUGUGCAUGUGCUGUGAGCAUUGGAGGAUUCCUCACUUGUCUGAAAGUAACUGUGGUAAUUAUUCAGUUUUGAAAAAAAUGUGGUAAUUUAACAGAUAGUCACUCACCAAACCUUUGUGCAAACCCCAAGGGCAGAACAUUGCACCAGUGUCACAUUAAAUGUCAUGAGGGCAGCAAUUAACUACAAGUGCCAUCUUUUUGACCUGUCCAGCAUACUGUAAAAUCAUUACUCUGCACAGCCAAAUCUCCAUCAACUUCACGUAAGCAAACCAUUCCUGCCAUCGCCUACCUUGUCUCAUUUCCAGUCACAUAUUUCUAUCACGUCAGCUCGUGUCUCGACAUCUGUGGCCUCACCUCUGGUACGACUGUCUAUCUGCUUUUAACUCUAGAAUCCAUUAUGUGAAAUAUUUCAAGGGGACUUUUUCGUAACCAUGCUGUGGAAAGAGCGUCAGCCUCACUGAGAUAGACUGAUACAACACUUCCUUGAACUUGGAAUGUGAAACCACUCUAUAAUUACUAGAUAAAAUGAAAAAGGUAGUUGUUUAGCUAAAACUAUUUUCAUCUCUUGUAUAUCAUAUCUAUAGUGAGGAUGAAUAUAAUGCCAAAUAUUCAUUAUUUGUAAAGAAAUAUAUAUAGAUAUAUAAAUAUAUAAUAUAUGCUUCAUUGAAACAUAACUAUUUUCUGCAUUUGCUCAUGUUUUGUUGUCAUUUUUACUUUGUUAUGGUUAUUUUAUAAGCUGAUAUGAUGGCAUGCGAAAUACUGAUUCUGAAUGUAGACUUAUUUAUUUAAUUUUUUGGUUUAAGAUUUUGACACUGUCCCACUGAUGUGUUAUGUAUUUAUUUAAGUCAAUCACAUAUGCAUUUCUCAAUGUGUUAUUUCAGAGCAAGUUACCGUAUCAUUGGGUUAUUUCUUUGAUUAUUUUAGUCAUUUGCAACAACAUAUGCAUUUUUGUUCAUUCUUUCCUAGCUGAGCUAUUGAAAGAUUUUGCCUCUUUGAGUAGUUUGAUCAUUGCUGAGGUCAUCCAGUGUAAAUAGUUCUGCAAUUAAAUUUUUGGAGAAAAAGUUUGGAA